GGCGGGGCAGGGGGGCGCCGCCGCCGGGGAUGCCCGGGGGGGCCGCGGGCUGAGGUGGCCCCCGCCCGCCCGCCGCCAUGCCGGUGAAGAACCGGUACAACCUGGUGGACGAUGGCUGCGACUCCCGCGUCCCGCUGCACAACGAGGAGGCCUUCCAGCACGGCAUCCACUUCCAGGCCAAGUACAUCGGUAGCUUGGACGUACCCAGGCCCAACAGCCGCGUGGAGAUUGUGGCAGCCAUGAGAAGGAUUCGGUAUGAAUUCAAAGCCAAGAACAUCAAGAAGAAGAAAGUGAGCAUCAUUGUGUCCGUGGAUGGGGUGAAGGUGAUUCUGCGCAAGAAGCAGAAGAGGAAGGAGUGGACCUGGGAUGAGAACAAGAUGGUGGUGAUGCACGAUCCCGUAUACAGAAUCUUCUACGUGUCUCACGACUCGCAAGACCUGAAAAUAUUCAGUUACAUCGCAAGGGACGGCGCUAACAACUCCUUCAGGUGCAACGUCUUCAAGUCAAAGAAGAAGAGCCAGGCGAUGCGCGUGGUGCGCACGGUGGGACAGGCCUUCGAGGUGUGCCACAAGCUGAGCCUGCAGCACGCGCUGCAGAACGCCGACGGGCAGGCGGACGGCGCCAGCGACAAGUCAGCCGAGGAGCAGCCCCUGGAAGUUCACCAGAUAAAGGGCUCCAAGAUCAUGGAUGAGGUUGGCAUCAACUCUGAUGGCAUCUGUGUGUCCGAGAGGGGACCUGGAGAGCUGCCAGGUGCCAGGGGUGACCUCGGCCUGCUGAAACCUGGGCAAGCCUCAAAGGAUAAGAACUGCCAGGAUGCUGAGAACUGCUCGCUGCACCCGGCUGGCUCCCAGCCGCUGCUCAGCCCCAGCAGCCCCUGCUCCGCGGCCUCCAUCACCCCGCUGGCCUCCCAGCACUGCCUCCAGCUGCUGCAGCAGCAGCUCCUCCAGCAGCAGCAGCAGACACAGGUGGCCGUGGCCCAGGUGCAGCUGCUGAAGGACCAACUGGCGGCCGAAACGGCGGCUCGGAUCGAGGCUCAGGCCCGGGUGCGGCAGCUCCUGCUGACCAACCGGGACCUGCUGCAGCACGUCUCGCUGCUGGUGCGGCAGCUGACGGCGCUGGAGGCCCGGGACGAGAACCGGCAGCCAGUUGACCGCUCCCUGCAAAACCUGUCCCUGGCUCAGUCCCUGUCCCUGAACCUGAAGAACCGCUACAGCCUGGACAUCCACCUCCCGUCCACCUCCAGCCCCGCCAGCAUCCUGGGCAGCCCCGUGGGCCCCGGCUCGCUGCCGGCCCUGGAUCCUGGGGACUCCUACCUCAACCUCCUCAGCCUGGAGAGGGGCGGCCACCGCUGCGGCAGCAGGGAUGGGGACGAGUACCUGGCGGUGCUGGAGGGGCAGGACGGGCUCAGCCGGCGCGUGGAGGGCUCCGAGGUCAGCGACUUUGCUCUGCUCAAUGGCAGCAGCCGGCAGAAGGGGGACGACACGGACAGAGGGGACGAGGACAGGCGGCCGCAGCCCAUUCCCAAGCUGAAUCCACCACCUCCCAUCCUACGGAAGAGGUCAAGCAAGACCUCCCCGAGCCUGGAAGUGGAGGUGAAGCCCGAGAGCGCUGCCCACAUGAGCCUGCCCAGCCCCAGCAUCUCCAGCCUCACCAGCAUCACUGCCAGCUCCCUCACCCUCUUGGACCCUGAGGCAAGGACUCCCGCACGGAGCAGUGCCUCCAGCACGGAGCCCAUCCCAGCUGGGACCUGCCAGCGCGCUCUGGGCAAGGACAGGACUGGGGAGAGCGGGCAGAUGUCCCCCCUGGGCAGCAUCCAUGACCCUGCAGCCACUGAGGCCUUGGCCAAGGACUUGGCUGCCCUGGCCAGCCCCAUGGACAGCAUGCUGCCCUUCUCCCCUGCAGACAAUACGUGCUUGCACAUCAGCUUCUCUGAAGAUGAGCUGCUUGAACCAGAGCUGCACACUGCCCUGGGGCCCACCAGGGUCCCCUCUUAGUGGGACUGCAGUAGGUGGCAGCUGGCUCCCAGCAGCUCCAUCCACACUGCUCCACCAGCCCACACUGCGGCUGGGGGUCCUGGUGCCCUGGCUGGGAAGCAGGUCCUUUUGCUGUUCCCAUCCCAUGUAUGGGGCUGCCACACAGGAUGCGACCUGGCCAGCUCACGCCCUCGGUCUGCACCAGCUCACACUGCCUUCCUGCUGCCCCGUCCUGUCCUGUCCCUGCUCACACAGCAGGAUGCUGCCCGGGGUCCCUGCUCCAGGCAGACAAUUCGUGUUCAUCACUGCAUCCCUUCUGUUGGCCGGGUGGCUGCAGGCAGCCCCGCACCAAACCCUGGCAGGAUGUGUGCCAUCGCCUGCUCUGCAGCUCCAGAGGGCCGGGAGCAGGCAGGCAGCACUGCUGGAAGCCAGGGAUGGUGCUGGUUUGACUCGCCUUGGGGACAUUCCCACCCAGCCAGCAUUCCCUUGGGAUGCUCCGCAGCAGAAACCCCCCUGGGUGUUGAACAAUGGGAGCAGCCAGGCAGGGGCAUGGCACAGUGCAGGGCUGUGAACACCCGGACAGGAGGCUGCUGUCAUAACCCCAUUCAUCGGUUGUCACCUGCGAGUGGGAGCAGGCAGCACAGGCACAGUGCUGCUCCUGCACCCGGCUCCCCAAGGCAGGUGCCAAGGAUGGUCCAUGCUGUGCCCAACCCAGCUUUUGGGGACAGCAGCCCCAGUUCUGUGUCCCCACAGGGCAAAGCCACCACUGCCUCCCUCCACAGGUGCCUUUUCCCAUGGCCCAGCACUGGGGCCACCCCCCCAGAGGCCAAUGAUAGGGUGCAGAGCUGGCCACUGGAGCCCUGGGCUACAGUGGGUGACCCCCCAGAGGGAGGUGCACCCGUGCCUUGGGGUCAGGGAGGGAGAGCCCUCCCGUGCCCCUCGGGCUGCCGGUGGCUGCUCCAUCAUGCUGGUUUCAGGGUGCUGUGGUGUGGUUGGGGUUUGGUCUCGGAAGUGCAAGUGUCCUGGGAGGAGUUAAGGUGUAAAAGAGAAGCCCAGCUCUGGGUGAAGGGCACCAAAUGGCCCCUUGACCCUGGGCAGGUUUUGGGGAGGGACCCAAGGAGAUGCUCGUCCACCUCGGUUGUUUGCAAGAGGGCGUUGGGAAAGUGUUGGAGGGUCAAGAUGGGAACGUGCCAAGCAGGAAUGGAGCCUGGGAGCAGCCACAGUGCUCGAUCCGGGCACGGUGCUGCUCCCAUGGGGGGGAAGAUGGGAGGAGAUGGGACAUGCACCCCAAAGCCAGCCAUGGCCGGGAGGAGCAGGAUGGGAGCUGGCAGCAUCCCCACUGGGGCUUGUAAAGCUGGGGCUGGGCUGUCCCAUAGUGCGGUAGAGACGGCCCCAGCCCAUCCUAGGAAUGAAGUCACUGCAGCUGGUAACUGACUUUUAAAGGCUAUAAAAUAAAGGUGUCCACUUUGCA
Pezoporus occidentalis (night parrot) is the source of this 3444-nucleotide messenger RNA. RefSeq names its product carboxyl-terminal PDZ ligand of neuronal nitric oxide synthase protein-like. Gene Ontology annotation, molecular function: nitric-oxide synthase binding. NCBI's taxonomy places the organism in Eukaryota, Metazoa, Chordata, Aves, Psittaciformes, Psittacidae. Bases 78 to 1994 code for a protein of 638 amino acids. The record is from RefSeq and is a predicted model, not a curated record. The transcript has 11 exons.